AUGGCUCUACCGUCUAUAUACUCAAGCGAAGGACUCUCACCCAGGGACGCAAAUAAGCCAAUCACGUCUGGAGAAAAGAGAGACAAGCGUCCUAUCGAAUACACUUUGAAAACUAUUGACGACAAAGUUAAGGCAGCGGUAGAACACCAAGGUCACGAUGAAGACAUAGAGAUGGUCCCCAUGGAAAACGAGCAGGAAGUCGAUCUAAUAACAUCAUAUGUCAGCCGUUCUCGUGAAACAAACUUCUAUGAAGACGACGUGAAUAUGAAUGUAGAACAUGCUCCUGAUUUUGCGCUAGUGGAUGGAAACAUAUCGCUCUUGAUUAUUGAUACGAAUUUUUGCAUAUCUCAUCUAACUAUACUCGACGAACUCAACAGAUUGGCUAACGAUUAUUGUCUCAAGAUUAUAAUUCCUGUAUAUGUGAUUCAAGAGUUGGAUGGGUUAAAGAAUUCGACGAAGUUGGAAAAGGAUCACUCAGGUAACGAAUCGGUGAAAAAUCUUGCCAAAUGGGCCAAUGAUUGGAUAUACAACCAGCUUGCAAACAGUCUGAGCACUGUAAAGGGGCAAAAUCUAAGUCAAAGAAUCAACACCAACUUGACUAAGGAUGAUUCUAUUUUAGAUUGUUGUCUAUAUUUUCAGCAACAUUAUGCACAUCAUUUAAUUGUUCUUCUAUCAAAUGAUAAAAAUCUAUGCAAUAAGGCUUUAAUGCAUGACAUUUUAACGGUAAGUUUCAGGCCAGGUAUGGAGGCAAAGUUGAUUGGUCGAAAGAUUAUGGAGGAAAGUAUAUCGAGAUUUGGUCAUCGCGAGGCAAAAUAUAAGCCAGUUGUCAAUCAGAGCGUCCCCACGCAACCUCAAUCGUUGGCACCAGAAAUCACUGAGGUUGCAAAGACAAUAACUACUACUUCUGAAACAUCACCACUGACUUUAAUUUAUAGGGAGAUUCAAACUUUACUAUUGAGUGUUUUACAUCACUGCAUGGUUGCAGAAUAUCAAGAAGAUAUUGACCUAAUUCGUGACUAUAAAAAGGAGAAUGUAGUUAAUUUACUUCAGUGCAGCCAAUUGUUGAUUAGAUUUUGGUUCUCUGUAUUUCAACAAUACUUUAAAGCCAUGCCGGGAAGAUUUGUACCAUUUGAAGAAAUAGGAGAAGGUAGACGGCUGAAAAAAAUCCCGGUUUACGUUGAUGAGCCAACACGUCAAAAUGCUGUGAAAUUUGUUGACUUUUGGUCAGCAGUGUUGAAAGUGUUGUAUAAUGGGAUUAUGAAUGAACAAGAAAAUGAAGCAUUGGAUAUUUUUAUAGCCCGAUGGAAGGACUUAGCAUCAAGGAUCUGA
This is a messenger RNA of Lodderomyces orthopsilosis Co 90-125, 1329 nucleotides long. RefSeq names its product mRNA-processing endoribonuclease. The coding region runs from base 1 to 1329 and encodes 442 amino acids. Lineage: Eukaryota; Fungi; Ascomycota; Pichiomycetes; Serinales; Debaryomycetaceae. The record is from RefSeq and is a predicted model, not a curated record. Gene Ontology annotation, cellular component: nucleus. The transcript has a single exon.